This is a messenger RNA of Chara braunii, 1369 nucleotides long. The record is from the annotation of a GenBank genome assembly. Lineage: Eukaryota; Viridiplantae; Streptophyta; Charophyceae; Charales; Characeae.
ACACGUGGAACGAAUGAGAGAAUAGCAGAAUGGGACACGUGGAACGAAUGACAGAGAAGCAGAUUGAGACACGGAAACCGUGUGGCCCGAUGUCUUCGUCAUCCGUUCCCGCCGUCCCCGCCGCUUGCGACACGCGGCACGAAAUGAUGAUAAUGAUGAUGAUGGUGAUGACGACAUUGAUGUUGAUGUUGAUGCUGUUGACGAUGUUCAUCAUGAUUACGAUGUUGGUGAUGAUGACGGUGGUGAUGUUGAUCACGAUGACGAUGGUGCUGAUGAUGAUGACGAACAUCAUCAACAUCAUCAGCGGCAUCGUCGCCGUCAUAAAACGCACCACCAUCGUCGCCUUCGUCAUCGUCGUCAUCAUCAACAGCAUCAUCAUCAUCGUUAUCAUCGUCGUCAUCAUCUUCGUCAUCAUCAUCAUCAUCAUCAUCAUCAUCAUCAUCAUCAUCGUCGUCGUCAUCAUCUGCGUCAUCAUCAUCAUCAUCAUCAACAUCAUCGUCAUCAUCGUCGUCAUCAACACGACGAUGACGACGAUAAUGUCGAUGAUGAUGAUGAUGAUGAUGACGAAGAUGAUGACGACGACGACGAUGAUGAUGAUGAUGAUGAUGAUGAUGAUGACGAAGAUGAUGACGACGAUGAUAACGAUGAGGAUUAUGCUGUUGAUGAUGACGACGAUGACGAAGGUGACGAUGGCGGUGAUUUUCAUGACGGCGACGAUGCCGCUGAUGAUGUUGGUGAUGUUGAUGACGUUGACGAUGUUGAUGAUGAUGUUGUUGAUGAUGAUGAUGAUGAUGAUGAUGAGAAUGAUGAUGAUGAUGAUGAUGAUGAUGAUGAUGAGGAUGAUGAUGAUGAUAAUGAUGACGAUGAUGAUGGUGGUGAUGAUGGUGGUGAUGAUGAUGGCGAUGAUGAUGAUGAUCACGAUGAUGUUGGUGGUGAUGAUGAUGGUGAUGACGAUGGCGAUGAUGAUGAUGAUGAUGAUGGCAAGCAAGAAUCAUGGGGCCCCUCGUGAGGAAAGAACAAGCGGGAAUCAAAGGGGCAUACAAAAACCAUCUGGCCCAAUAUCAGCGACAUCCGUUCCUGCUGUCCCCGCAACUUCAAACAGGUGGCGCGACGCGGCUGCUCCCAUGUGCCUCCAAACAUGCCCGAGGGCCGACACGUGGCCAGGCAGAACAUCACUUUACCUUGGCGAGAGGACAACGCCCACGACGGCGCAGCUCUUUGAAAGGUCAAAGUUCUUCGACGAGGCGCAGUUCUUAGACGACGGCAAAGCGCAGACGACGGCGCAACCGUUCGACAAGGGCUCAACGCAUACGAUGGUGGCCACUCGCUGACGCAGGACGCAGAGACGGGAUGUCGAAGCGCAGACAAC